UUUUGGGUGGCCCCCAGACGCACACAUGACCCCUGUGAGGGGUGGGAGCAGAGCUGAUUGCGUAAUGCUCUUCAACAUCUGACCCAUAACUACAGACGCGUCCUGAGCAUCUGUCUAUUUGCUGUUUUGAAGUUCGUCCUCAGUGCAGGUCAACAGAGUAAGAACAGCUUCACCGCGAUGGCUGCCUUCCUUCAUCACUGCCCGUAUCUGAAGGCGGUUCCUAAGCAAGCCCUGAGGCGAACAGGAGCUGCCUUGCUGUCGCUGGCCGACCAGUGCCCCAUCAUCGCCCGCCAGGUCACCGUGAGCGCUCCGGCCUCCGUGGACGAGAAACUGAGCAUCCCGCCGACCGAGCCGAGCGUGGCCCAAAGGAGGCUGUUUGCCCAAACCGCCACCGAGGUGGCCGUGUCGGCGUCGAAGGGCUGCCCUUUCGUCACCUCUCAGAUCGGGAUGGUCCAGGCCCGACCUGAAGUCCAGGAGGAUGUGAAUCACAGUUUGAUGAAAUCUCUGUUGAAGGGUUUUAAGGAUUCAAUCAUGCCAUCGACAGCCGACACCAAGACGGUCACGCACCUACUGAAAGACAACAUGGCUGGCCCCAGCUACGACUACGACCGCUUCUUCAGCGAGAAGAUAACCGAGAAAAGGAAGGACCACACGUACCGGGUCUUUAAGACGGUGAACAGGAGCGCCGAGGCCUUCCCGUUCGCAGAGGACUACUCCGUCCCGGGCCGCUCGGCCGCUCAGGUGUCCGUGUGGUGCAGCAACGACUACCUGGGCAUGAGCCGCCACCCACGCGUCCUGAGUGCAAUCAGCGACGCCCUGGAGAGGCACGGUGCAGGCGCGGGUGGCACCAGGAACAUUUCUGGCACCAGUAACUUCCAUGUGUCCCUGGAGCAGGAGCUGGCCCAGCUGCACCACAAGGACGCAGCUCUGGUCUUCUCCUCCUGCUUCGUGGCCAACGACUCCACCCUCUUCACGCUAGCUAAGAUGCUACCAGGGUGCGAGAUCUACUCGGACGCAGGGAACCACGCGUCGAUGAUUCAGGGCAUCAGGAACAGCGGAGCCAAGCGCUUCAUCUUCCGCCACAAUGACGGCCGACACUUGGAGGAGCUGCUGCAGCGCUCGGACCCCAAGACGCCCAAGAUCGUGGCCUUUGAGACGGUGCACUCCAUGGACGGGGCCAUAUGUCCUCUAGAGGAGCUGUGUGACGUGGCCCACCGCUAUGGGGCCCUGACGUUUGUCGAUGAAGUCCACGCCGUGGGUCUGUACGGAGCCCACGGCGCCGGCGUUGGGGAGAGGGACAACAUUAUGCACAAAAUUGACAUUGUUUCCGGGACCUUAGGUAAAGCCUUUGGCUGUGUGGGAGGGUAUAUUGCCAGCAGCGCCGCCCUGGUGGACACAGUUCGCUCCUUCGCAGCCGGCUUCAUCUUCACCACUUCCCUGCCUCCGAUGGUCCUGGCUGGAGCGCUGGAGUCCGUGCGGGUCCUGAAGAGCCCCGAAGGGCAGGUGCUACGCAGGGCCCACCAGCGGAACGUCAAACACAUGAGGCAGCUGCUCAUGGACAAGGGCCUUCCCGUGGUCAACUGCCCGAGCCACAUCAUCCCCAUACGGGUGGGCAACGCCGAGAUGAACAACAGGGUGUGUGACACCCUGAUGAGAAGACACAACAUCUACGUCCAGGCCAUCAACUACCCCACAGUGCCUCGAGGCGAGGAGCUACUGCGACUGGCUCCGUCUCCUCAUCACAACCCUGCCAUGAUGGAGUACUUUGUGGAGAAACUGGUGGAGGUGUGGCAGGAGGCAGGGCUGCUGCUCAACAGCCCCGCCACGGCGUCCUGCACCUUCUGUGACCGCCCACUGCACUUUGACCUCAUGAGCGAGUGGGAGAAAUCCUACUUCGGCAACAUGGAGCCUCAGUACAUUACUGUGACAGCGUAAUAGCAAAGUCGCUUCCCAGCAUGAGUGAGCCUUAAACAGACGCGUACAGUACAAUGGAUAUUUGACACUGCCUUAAGUCCAGUGUACUGACUUUGUACUUGUGUUUAAAUAUAGUUUAUUGUCAGUAACCCGGACUAAAUGAUUAAUUUAUCUAUACUAAAGUUUGCUAUUUUUGGUAUGAAUGAAGGAAGUUGUGCCUCCUUUUUAAAAACAUAAAUCCUGCACAUCAGGCACUUUCUCAAAUAUCUUAUAUAUGUGUGGUUUCAAUUAAAUGAUGCUGCCCAAUUUCAUGUUGCCUGAUUCCUUUAAAUCAUAUAAAUAUUAUGGUCAUUGUUUGAUUUUUUCUUUCACUUGACAAUAAAUCUUGACAUUAUAUUGCAAUCAUAAAAUGUAUAAGCUACAAUGGCAAAUGUGUUUCAUAAAAUAAAGGCUAAUAAAAGAUUCAAUCAUAAAAUUUUUGA
Messenger RNA from Betta splendens (Siamese fighting fish), 2396 nucleotides. It is a transcript of the gene alas2, whose product is annotated as aminolevulinate, delta-, synthase 2. The coding region runs from base 178 to 1935 and encodes 585 amino acids. Gene Ontology annotation, molecular function: 5-aminolevulinate synthase activity; pyridoxal phosphate binding. The record is from RefSeq and is a predicted model, not a curated record. Gene Ontology annotation, cellular component: mitochondrion; mitochondrial matrix. Gene Ontology annotation, biological process: hemoglobin biosynthetic process; erythrocyte development; heme biosynthetic process. NCBI's taxonomy places the organism in Eukaryota, Metazoa, Chordata, Actinopteri, Anabantiformes, Osphronemidae. The transcript has 10 exons.